AUGGCGUCGAGGGGAAUGCUCCCGCUCUUGGUGGGCAUGAUGCUGUUGACAGGCGUCUGCAACACGCUGCUCACAAAAUACCAGGACAAUCAGUGCGCUCGCGACUGUGACAACCCCGAUCCCUCGCAACGCAAGAACUUCCACCAGCCCGUCCUCCAGACCUUGCAAAUGUUUGUUGGCGAAAUGGGAUGCUGGGUCGUCAUGGGCAUCGCUGCCGUCUACCGCCGCUACAUCUCCAAGUCGUCCGCCGGCUACGAAGCCCUUAACACCGACGAGCGGGACGAUCUCGAUACGGACGAGACUGAUAUUCACGGCGCACCCACCAAGUCCGAUAGCGAGCUCAAGGGCAUCCGCGUACUUCUCCUCUCGCUUCCUGCCAUCUGCGAUGUGUGUGGCACGACGCUCAUGAACAUUGGUCUGCUCAUGGUCGCCGCUUCCAUCUACCAGAUGACGCGCGGCGCACUCGUGCUCUUUGUCGGCCUGUUCAGCGUCCUCUUCCUCAAGAGGAGGCUUUUCGCUUUCCAGUGGCUCUCCCUCGUCGGUGUCGUUGUCGGUGUUGGUCUUGUCGGCCUGGCCGGCAUCAUCUGGCCGGACCAGAAGAAGAUUGUGGGUGUGUCUGAAAACGCCAACGAUGUCGCUUCCCACACCUUUUUGGCCGCCAUUGGUGUUCUCCUCAUCGCGGGUGCCCAGAUCUUCACCGCCACGCAGUUUGUGCUUGAGGAGUACCUUUUGGAACGGUCCACGAUUGCGCCCAUCGAAGUCGUUGCCUGGGAGGGCAUCUUCGGCUUCAUCGUGACCCUCUUGGGCAUGAUUGUGCUUCACUUUGCCAUCGGAAGGACCGAGGCUGGUCGCUACGGCUCUUUGACAUGGUGGAGAGCUGGAGGCAGUGGCUUCAACUUCUUUGGCAUCUCCGUCACCCGUGGCGUAAGCGCCACCGCACGAUCCACCAUCGACACCUGCCGUACCCUUUUCAUCUGGAUCAUCUCUCUCGGCCUCGGCUGGGAGACGUUCAAGUGGCUCCAAGUCGUCGGUUUCGGCCUCCUCGUCUACUUCACCUUCCUUUUCAACGGCGUCGUCAAGCCUCCCUUCAAGUUCCUCGAGGUCGAUGAGGAAGUCCAGGAGCUUCUUCCCGAGGAGCCCAUCGAGCAUCAGUAA
Molecule: messenger RNA, 1155 nt
Organism: Parascedosporium putredinis
Lineage: Eukaryota; Fungi; Ascomycota; Sordariomycetes; Microascales; Microascaceae
Source: the annotation of a GenBank genome assembly